UCUCUCUCCUGACCUAUUCUCUCUCUCUCUCUCUCUAUUCGGGUCGGCUUUUGGUCUUGUCCGGGAAGGUAUUCUAUUCUCCAAACCCAAUUAACGGGACGCCGGGAGGCAAAAAAAAAAAAAAACGGUGAUCGACUAACCCUUGUCCCUCCCCCUCCCUCCCGCACCACGACCAAGUGGAAGUCAAUGAGAAAAUGCUCCUUAAUCUCAACGUUUUAGAGAUCCAUACCCCUACGUUUUCGCAUUUUCUCGGAUUUGUUUCUCUCCACCGCCAUGUCAAGAUUUUUCAUCUAUAGACUCGUUGGAAAACAAACUCAAUCUCUUUUCUCUAACCACAUAGAGACAAGAUCCCAAUGGGGAACCUUUAGAACUAGUGCUCUAAGGUCUCCUCACUUCAGAGUUCACUCUUCCUCCGCUAGGAUUCCCACUAAUGUUUAUUCUACUACCAGAAAUGUAGUUACUCAUCAUGCUCAGGUUGCUUGGAAAAGGCUUCUUCUUCACCGCAAGUACUCCAUGCGCCAAUGGAACUUACCUCGUAUCAACACCAUAGCUCAAGCCUUCUGCUUGUCUCUCUCUCUCCGUUCACACCUCUUAAUCCCCGGCAUCGCCGCCGUCACCUGCGGAAAGCUAGCGUUGGCGCAGCAGAAGAAGAGACCUCCUCCCUUAGAUCCCUACCCUUCGCAUAAAUCACUCUACACAAGAGCAAAGAACGGUCCCAUCUUUCUAACCUCGCUGCUGCUUUCCCUUAUAGAGUUCUUCAUCUUGAUCGGGAGAGCUUUCUAUAUCUCUUGUCUGUUCACUCCAAGUAUCUUGAUGGGUCUGGUUGUUGAACUAUGCGGGCCUCGGUUUAGGAAAGUGUGGCUCGAGAUGGUCCAUCGAACUCUCGAAAGAGCAGGUCCCGCUUUCAUCAAAUGGGGUCAGUGGGCGGCCACCAGACCAGACCUCUUCCCCAAGGAUCUUUGCGCGCAGCUCUCUAAGCUUCACAGCGAUGCACCUAAGCAUAGCUUUGCCUACACUAAAAAGACUAUAGAGAAGGCCUUUGGCCGUAAGCUCUCCGAGAUAUUCGAGGAGUUUGAAGAGGCCCCCCUGGCGUCAGGGAGCAUUGCUCAGGUCCACAGAGCUUCUCUGAGGUUUCAGUAUCCAGGACAAAAGUCGAAGUCUUCUUUGGUUGCUGUUAAAGUUAGGCAUCCCGGCGUUGGUGAAUCCAUCAGGAGAGAUUUUGUGAUCAUCAAUUUCGUGGCGAGGGUAUCGACUUUAGUUCCGGCUUUGAAAUGGUUGAGGUUGGACGAGAGCGUGCAGCAGUUUGGUGUAUUCAUGUUGUCUCAAGUGGAUUUGGCGAGGGAAGCUUCUCAUUUGAGUAGGUUCAUAUACAACUUCAGGAGAUGGAAAGAUGUAUCUUUCCCUAAACCUGUGUAUCCGCUUGUGCACCCUGCUGUUUUGGUGGAGACGUAUGAGCAUGGAGAGAGUGUGGCGGGUUAUGUUGAUGGCAUGGAAGGACAUGAAUGGAUCAAGACUAGAUUGGCUCACAUCGGGACUCAUGCUCUCUUGAAGAUGCUCCUGGUUGAUAACUUUAUUCACGCUGACAUGCAUCCUGGGAACAUCCUCGUCCGGAAGAAGGUUUCACGUGGAGUGUUCAAAACAAAGAAGCCACACAUUGUUUUCCUUGAUGUUGGAAUGACUGCGGAGCUCUCAAAGAACGACAGAGAGAAUUUGCUUGAUUUUUUCAAGGCGGUUGCGCUUAGGGAUGGCCGGACUGCUGCUGAGAGAACGCUCAAGUUGUCAAGAAAGCAAAACUGUCCCAAUCCAGAGGCUUUUAUUGAGGAAGUAGAAGAAGCAUUCAAAUUCUGGGGAACCCCUGAGGGAGAUUUAGUGCAUCCUGCAGAUUGCAUGCACGAGUUACUUGAGAAAGUGAGACGUCAUAGAGUUAAUAUUGACGGGAAUGUGUGCACCGUGAUGGUCACAACAUUAGUUCUCGAGGGUUGGCAACGGAAACUUGAUCCAGGGUACGAUGUGAUGCACACGCUGCAAACAAUGGUGCUGAAAACCGACUGGGCUAAGUCUCUUUCUUACACGGUGGAUGGUCUGAUGGCACCGUAGGAGAAGAAAGGUUUCCAUCUUUUUUUUUCAAGUUUUGUUUGUCAUCAUAAUAGGAGUCGAAUCGACAAAUUUUUACAAAUCUUAGAUGAGGGAACAUAGAAAGAAAGUACAUGUUCUUGAUGUUCAUCUUUGUUUAUUUCUCUAUUCUUUUUUUUUUUUUUUUGCAUUUUGUUGUUAUGGAUUUUGGUUCAUUCUAACUACAUAGAUUGUAUUUACGCGGUUAGUUACCUGUAUUAACCAACCGCCCGUUUGUUCUCUGAACUGAACUGAAGAACAGUGAACAUAAAACAAUGAAAAAGACUGCCUGAGAAUGAUGGUGCAGAGAAUUUGAAUAAAGUGUUCUCCUUGUA
Messenger RNA from Raphanus sativus (radish), 2447 nucleotides. RefSeq lists its product as uncharacterized. The coding region runs from base 274 to 2097 and encodes 607 amino acids. The transcript has 4 exons. NCBI's taxonomy places the organism in Eukaryota, Viridiplantae, Streptophyta, Magnoliopsida, Brassicales, Brassicaceae. The record is from RefSeq and is a predicted model, not a curated record.